CCUUCCUUCCUCUUUCAAUACCGAUACUGACAUGUGAUGCAGUGCAGCAGCGAACACAUGCAGGCGCAUGCAUCGUCGCACAAAUAUUUCUGCUUCGACGUCGACUAUCUGUAGACGAUGCUUUUACUUAGCCAGCUCCAUCUCACUCACUGUGUACAUGUGUACAGAUCAAUAUCUUCUUUGACGUUACCGGGGAGUCCGUCGCAUGCAUUCAAUCAGAUAUUCCGCCGGAUUACCACCUCGGAGCAAAAGGAAAUUCGCUUGUCGCGAGCAAGGAUAUCAAUCUCAGCGCCCGACUCGAGUCUGCCAAGUACUGCGUGCCGAAGUAAGGUAUACAUUGGAGGAGCAGCUGCGCUUCUGCUAGUUCCCAGUUCGACGAAGUCCGGAUUUAUGACCAACGCGGUCAUGCAUUGUAGUUCAAGUUCCAAGCAGCAACCCUAAUCUUGGCCUGGAAUUCGUGUUCGGAAAGACCAAUACUGAUGGUAGAGAUGUAAGAGUAAUGUACAAGCCGGCGAGACGAGUAAAGAGAAAUCGAGGUAAAAAUAUAUUCGACUACAAGUGGGUAGACGGCACCUU
Molecule: messenger RNA, 576 nt
Organism: Schizophyllum commune H4-8
Lineage: Eukaryota; Fungi; Basidiomycota; Agaricomycetes; Agaricales; Schizophyllaceae
Exons: 1
Coding region: 118-441 (107 amino acids)
Source: RefSeq, a predicted model, not a curated record